GAGCGACAGGUGAUGCGCGGCGAGCCAUCCUGCCUGCCGAAGCCUCCGGGGCUGCAGCCUUUCCCCCGCCAAUCGAGCGCACGGGGCCCGGCCGUUUUUCGUGUGCCGCCGCCUCGUCGCGAUUCGCUUGUUGGGCGCCGACGGUGAGAGGAACGCAGGACAGCCGAAAGCGGAGCUCCGGCAGAUGGGGACGAGGACGGGCGAUGCGACGUAGAGCGGGCCGUCUGAGCAGCCAGCGGUGCCGAGCAGCCGAGCGACGAUGAGGAGCCUGAGGAGGAUGGCGCACCUGGCGCUCUUGUGCCCGCUGCCCAAGGGGGUACAGAGCCGCCUGCCCGCCAUCAAAGUCAAGUAUCUCUUCCUGGCCUGGCUGGGCAUUUUCGUGGGCAGCUGGGCCAUCUACAUGCACUAUUCGUCGUACUCGGAGCUCUGCAGAGGGCACGUGUGCCAAAUGAUCAUCUGUGACCACUACAGACGGGGCAUCAUCUCGGGCUCGUCCUGCCAAGAUCUGUGUGAGGAGGGCACCCUCAUGCUGCAGCACUGCCUGUCAUCGUCACCCACACAUCAGGUUUACAGCGGGGUCUGGAAAGGAAAGGAGGUGAUCAUCAAGUGCCGCAUUGAGGAGGCGCUCCGAGGGGACGGCGGGCCAGACUCGGCACCCCGGCGGCAGCUGGCACUCUUUGACAAGCCCAGCCGGGGCACCUCAAUGGACGAGUUUCGCGAGAUGCUGCUCUCCUUUCUGCGGUCCUGUCUAGGCGAGCAGCCCUCCCUGGGCAGCCUGGUGGCCCGCAUCAUCGCGCUGGCCGACGUCAACCAGGACGGGAAGGUGUCGCUGGCCGAGGCCAAGUCGGUGUGGGCGCUCCUGCAGGUCAACGAGUUCCUGCUGCUGGUGUCGCUGCACGAGAAGGAGCACACGGCCAAGCUGCUCGGCUUCUGCGGGGACCUCUACGUGACGGAGCGCGUCUCGCACGGCUCUCUGUACCGGCUGGAGCUGCCCGGGUACCUGCGGCCCCUCGUGCCCUCCGCCGUGCACGCCCAGCUCAACCAGUGGCUGGCCCCCGCCUGGCCCCGGCGCGCCCGCAUCACCAUCGGCCUGCUGGAGUUCGUCGAGGAGAUCUUCCACGGCUCGUACGGCAGCUUCUUCCUGUGCGACUCGAGCCCCCGGCACAUCGGCUACAACGGCAAGUACGACUGCAAGAUGGCAGACCUGGAGAGCGUGGCCACCGAGAUGGCGGUGCGGGGCUACCUGAAGGGCCGCCGGUGCGAGCACAACAGCGACUGCACCUACGGCAGGGACUGCACGGCCACCUGCGACAAGCUGGUCAAGCAGUGCAACGGCGACGUCGUCCAGCCCAACCUGGCCAAGGUGUGCCGGCUGCUGCAGGACUACCUGCUGUUCGGGGCGCCCGCCGAGCUGCGCGAGGACCUCGAGCGCCAGCUGCGUACCUGCAUGACUCUGAGUGGCCUGGCCAGCCAGAUGGAGGUCCACCACUCGCUGGUCCUCAACAACCUCAAGACAUUACUGUGGAAGAAGAUCUCCGACACCAAGUACUCGUGAUGGGUGCCCACCGACAGCUUCAGCCUGACUGGGGUCUGGCGUGGGUGCCAGCAGGACAAGAGAUGGCAGAGGCUAAUGGGCGACAGGCCUCUGGCUCUUUAUUGUGCCAACCACUGGAGGACAGCUGUGACAACGGUGAUGGUCUCAAUCCCGCCCCCCCAGUACCUGACACCACUUGUCUGCUUUAAUUGACUGGGUGGCACCAUGCCCAUCUUUUCAUACGUUCACUGGACCGACCCGAUGGUCAUGUAGCUCAUUUGUGUGCCAUGCUGCUUGUCCCAUCUGUUCUCUAUGGCCUAAAUUAAAGGACAAAACGACUUUGUAAAAAGACUUCAAACCAUACCCACAUGUAGAUGUACACUGGUGCCCAACAGAUUAACCCUGGCAGUGCCCAGCUGUUUGGAGAAACAAGGCACAAUCUGGAAGGCAGCAAAUGGGGAAGGAACAGCAAGAGGGACCACCACGGGCAGGGAAACGGCACCCAGCUGGUGGUACAUGGAGACACUGCCCAGCUUUGGACCCCUGCUGUUGUUGCUGCUUCACUUGUAAAUAAAAGCUUCC
Messenger RNA from Erpetoichthys calabaricus (reedfish), 2116 nucleotides. RefSeq names its product divergent protein kinase domain 1B (gene dipk1b). Gene Ontology annotation, molecular function: calcium ion binding. NCBI's taxonomy places the organism in Eukaryota, Metazoa, Chordata, Cladistia, Polypteriformes, Polypteridae. The record is from RefSeq and is a predicted model, not a curated record. The transcript has 5 exons. Bases 260 to 1555 code for a protein of 431 amino acids.